Molecule: messenger RNA, 1098 nt
Organism: Sclerotinia sclerotiorum 1980 UF-70
Lineage: Eukaryota; Fungi; Ascomycota; Leotiomycetes; Helotiales; Sclerotiniaceae
Exons: 9
Coding region: 1-1098 (365 amino acids)
Biological process (GO): lactate catabolic process
Cellular component (GO): mitochondrion
Molecular function (GO): D-lactate dehydrogenase (cytochrome) activity; FAD binding; D-lactate dehydrogenase (NAD+) activity
Source: RefSeq, a predicted model, not a curated record
AUGCUUCAGGCAAUUCAGGAAAUCGCCAAUGAGCUAGGAGACGAAUCAAUUAGUUAUGAUGAAGAUGAGCUAUUGCGACAUUCUUAUUCAGAAUGGUCAACUUCGAACUCAGAAAAUAGACCUGUAGCGGUUGUGUAUCCGAAAGACACUGAUGAUGUUGUCAAAAUCGCAAAAAUUUGCUCCAACUAUAAAGUGCCGAUGAUACCAUUUGGAGCGGGCUCAAGUGUGGAGGGUCACAUUUCCGCUCCAUGUUCAGGGUUGAGUAUCGACUUUGCGAACAUGGAUAAAGUUGUUGAAUUUCAUCCGGACGAGAAGUAUGGAUAUUGUUGUACAGCCAGCCGUGAAUUGGGAUACAAUUUGACUUCUCUUUUCGUCGGAGCUGAAGGGACUUUAGGCCUCAUUACUGAAAUCACUCUUAAGCUGGCUGUAGUUCCUGAUGCAACUAGUGUCGCAGUUGUCACAUUCCCUUCUGUUGCUGAUGCUGCAACAGCCGCGUCGAAGAUCAUCAGAACAGGAAUUCCUUUAGCAGCCAUGGAAAUUAUGGAUGAAGUACAGAUGCAAGUCAUCAAUAAGAACGGCGGUACUAGUGGAAAAAUGUGGGAAGAACAACCGACAUUAUUCUUCAAAUUUUCUGGAACUGAGCAAGCCAUCAAAGACCAUAUACACCGUGUUCAGAGUAUAGCAAAGCAGUGGAAAGGCGGGGAGUUUCAAUUUGCGCGAACAGAGAAAGAUAAAAUUGUUCUGUGGUCAGCAAGGAAAGAAGCUCUAUGGGCCAUGCUAGCACAACGCCGACCUGGUACCGAGAUUUGGAGUACAGAUUGUGCUGUACCAACGUCGAGGUUAGCAGAAAUUAUAGAUAUUUCGAAACAAGAAUCUGGAAAACUGGGACUUUUUUCUACUGUUCUCGGCCAUGUAGGGGAUGGGAAUUUUCACCAAGCUGUAAUGUAUAACCCGAAGGAUCCGGAAGAGACAGCUGCUGUCAAAAAAUGCGUUUAUGAUAUGCUCGACAGGGCUUUAGAAAUGGAAGGAACAAGCUCUGGUGAGCAUGGCAUAGGACUAGGAAAGAAGUUGGUUAUUAAAUCCAGGAAAGAUAUUUGA